AUGUCAAUCGGCAAGUUAUGUGAGUUUGAUGUGAAAUCCGGGACGUGGUCAUCGUACAUUGAUAGACUGGAGAUGUACUUCAAGGUUAACAAGGUCGACAACGAAAUGAGAUUACCGACUUUGAUCGCGACUAUGGGUGAUGAAGCAUACGAAUUACUAGUAAAUCUUGCAAGUCCCAAGAAGCCAUCGGAAUUAACAUACGGACAGGCGGACGAUUUGAUGCGUCAUCAUUUGCAACCGACGCCGUCAUCGUUAGCGGAGAGGUACCGAUUCAGACAGAAGCGACAGGGGAACGGGGAGGACGUCGCAGCCUACGUAGCAGUUUUAAAAAAGAUGUCUCGCAAUUGUAAAUUCGCGGCGAACUUAAAUGAAAAUUUGCGAGAUCAGUUUGUGUGUGGACUCAGCAGUGACGUCAUUCGGCAACGGCUGUUCGCGGAGGACGACUCCAUAACAUUCGCACAAGCAGUAAAAUUAGCGAGUUCUCUGGAAGCGGCGGAAAGGGACGCGGCCGUAGUUGACGUUGCGUGUGAAAGGUUAUCGCCGGGCACAAACGCUAUGUGUGAAGUGCAUGCGCUCACGCCAGGCGGCAGGGCGCCGCGCACUUACCGAGCCGGCGGGGCGCCGCACUAUGGAAAACCGAGUGCGCCGCCGCCGCCGCAGCGCAGUCACCGAGCUGGCGGAGCGGGAUCGGCUCGCGCGGCAGCGCGGCCACAUGCGAGGCCAGCGGACACACAAGGACCGGCGGGCACGGGGUCAACGAAUUGUGAGGCUUGCGGAGCCACAAACCAUAAUUCAAUUACGUGCCGAUUCCGGGAGUACGUAUGCAGUAAAUGUCAUACUACGGGGCAUUUGCGACGGGUGUGCCCGGAACAGGAGAGGAGGGAGCACACAUCGCAAGGGAAGCAUUCUCAUCGCCGCGGUGGACAGCGAGGAGGUUUUUAUUUCGGUGACGUCGGUCGCGGAUCAAGCGAGGAGGAGGACGGGGACAUCGAGGAGAAUUUAAACCUUGUAGCAUUGAGUAAUUAUAAGGCAGUGAGUAUUCCGGUUUCCAUUGAUAAUAAAAUUAUUAAUAUGGAGGUAGAUACGGGAACCCCUAUCUCGUGUAUUAGUAAAGUGACUUAUAAUGACUAUUUUUCGCAUCGGGGCAUAGAAAGUGACAAUACCGUGUUAAGAUUUUACGAUGGUUCGAAAAUUAAACCGUUAGGUAUAAUACGGCCCCGAGUUCGGUACCAGGACCGAAAUGCACGCUUGGAACUGUUUGUAAUAGAAGACGGCACCACCUCAUUAAUAGGGAGGCAAUGGUUGGCAGAACUUCAAAUAGAUAUUCCGAAAUUUAAUUGUAAUUUUGUAUCUAGUCAUACCGCUGGACGUUUAGAUAAGGAGAUUUGUUAUUUACUCGACAGAUAUAAGGAAUUAUUCAGCGACGGACUGGGGCGGUAUACGGGAGGCAAGGCAACGCUGCGCGUGCGAGAGGGAGCGGCACCGGUGUUCUAUCGCGCGCGCCCGCUGCCGUAUGCGCUGCGCGAGCGUGUAGACUCCGAGCUGGACGCUAUGCUGCGCGCCGGCGUCAUCGAGCCCGUCGACUGCUCCGACUGGGCCUCGCCGCUGGUGCCUAUCAACAAAGCUGACGGUACACUUAGAAUCUGUGCGGAUUACAAAGCGACUUUAAACCCCGUUUUACUGAUCGACCGUUACCCGUUGCCUAAGAUAGACGACGUAUUGGUAGGGUUAAAUGGAGCACGUUAUUUUAGUAAGAUAGAUUUAUCUCAAGCUUACAAUCAAGUAGAAUUAGAUGAUUCUAAAGUAUAUACGGUCAUUAACACUCACCGAGGUUUAUUCCGUUACAAUAGAUUAGUUUACGGACUGGCGUCUAGUGUAGGUAUUUUUCAACGAAUAAUGACGAAUCUCUUUAGAGGAGUGCCUAAUGUUCAAGUAUUUUUAGAUGACGUCAUAAUAGGAGGCAAAACAAAAGACGAGCAUCUGGAGGCCUUGAGUUUGGUGCUACAAAAAUUGCAAAGCAACGGGCUUAAGCUAAAAAGGAGCAAGUGCGUAUUCUUAGUAAAUGAAGUAACGUAUUUAGGUAAUAUUGUAUCAAAGGAAGGUAUAAAAGCGGAUACAUCUAAAAUAGACGCAAUAAAAAAAAUACAGAAUCCAAGAAAUGUGCCUGAAUUACGCUCUUUUCUGGGUUUGGUAAAAAGGUUGUUAACUGGGGCGGACGUGUUGGCGCAUUACGAUCCGGCGCGAGCGGUGGUGGUGACGUGCGACGCCAGCCCGUGCGGGGUGGGCGGCGUGCUGGCGCAGCGCGACGCGGCAGGCCGCGAGCGCCCGGUGGCGUACGCCUCGCGCUCGCUCACGCCGGCGGAGAGAAACUAUUCACAAAUCCAUCGGGAGGCCCUAGCGAUAGUGUUCUGCAUGAAAAAGUUUCAUCAAUACCUAUACGGGCGCCAUUUUGUCUUACGAACGGAUCAUAAGCCGCUAGUUUCAAUAUUGAGCCCUUGUAAGGAAAUUCCUACAAUGACAGCGAGUCGCAUGCAACGUUGGGCUAUAAUUUUAUCAGCGUACGAUUACGAGAUUGAAUAUGUCAAAUCUAAGGACAAUUGUGCAGACGGGUUGUCGCGAUUGCCAAUUCAUACGAACGGUAAAGAGAGUGAUAAGAUACCUGAGCAAACUUAUUUGCAUUUCGCACAAGACGCUUUACUUUUAAAUUAUAAGGAAAUUAAAAAACACACACAAAGCGAUCCAAUAUUGAGCAGGGUGUUGAGCUAUAUUCGUGACGGCUGGCCUACUGAUUGUGAAAUAUUAGGAUUACAGCCAUAUAUAAAUAGGAAACACGAAAUGUACGAAGAACUAGGUUGCGUUAUGUGGGGCCAUAGAGUUGCAAUACCUGAAAAAUGUAGGGCAAAGGUGCUGGAAAUAAUUCAUGAACCACACAUGGGUAUAGUAAAGUCCAAAGCAUUGGCCCGUAGCUACGUGUGGUGGGCCGGGAUAGACGAGGCGGUGGAAGCGACGUGCCGAGCCUGCGGCACGUGUGCCGCGCUGGCGGACGCGCCGCCGCGCCGCGCGCCCCAGCCUUGGCCGUGGCCCCAGCGCCCAUGGUCUAGGCUACAUAUAGAUUUUAUGGGACCUAUCCAGGGCAGAACUUAUUUGGUUAUCGUCGAUGCUAUGUCAAAGUGGAACACAGAGCACACGUCGACUGGUGAAAGUCCGGCCAUGUUGUUAAUGAAUAGGCGAUUGCGUACCCGUUUAGAUGCGUUAAAGCCGGAUAGAGAAGCUAAAAUACGACUUACACAAAAGCGUCAAGUUGACGCAGCUGGGGGGAAAAAGGAGCCUAGUACAGAUAAAGAGGAGUCCUAUAAGGGCACAGAGAGAUGGGCGGUGAGAAAUCAGUCGGAGGCGUCGACGGGGUCGCGGGCACCGGGGUCGCCGGCUACCGAGGCGGCACUGUCGGACGCUGAAUAUGAAGAGGUGCUGGAACCUUCCGACCAACCCUAUACGAUCACCCCAGAUCCGCCGGAGCCUACCCCUAUGCCGUCCUAUGCUCGUCCAAUUAGGAAAUGUAGGAUAGGGAAAGAGAUUAGUUCCCAAGCCGCAUUGGGCAAAUGCGUGGCCAGCAGUGGGUUCAUGAUGAUGGUUUAUGAAAAAGAAGUUGAUAAGGCUCGAUUGAGGUGGACUUACCACGACCAAAUUGAGGACGUUCAGAAGAAAGUUCAGGACGACAGAUGUGUGUCAGAAUCAUAG
This is a messenger RNA of Hyposmocoma kahamanoa, 3738 nucleotides long. RefSeq lists its product as uncharacterized. The transcript has 5 exons. The record is from RefSeq and is a predicted model, not a curated record. Lineage: Eukaryota; Metazoa; Arthropoda; Insecta; Lepidoptera; Cosmopterigidae. Gene Ontology annotation, molecular function: zinc ion binding; nucleic acid binding. The coding region runs from base 1 to 3738 and encodes 1245 amino acids.